This is a messenger RNA of Paramisgurnus dabryanus, 2263 nucleotides long. It is a transcript of the gene calb1, whose product is annotated as calbindin 1. The record is from RefSeq and is a predicted model, not a curated record. Gene Ontology annotation, molecular function: calcium ion binding. NCBI's taxonomy places the organism in Eukaryota, Metazoa, Chordata, Actinopteri, Cypriniformes, Cobitidae. Gene Ontology annotation, biological process: regulation of presynaptic cytosolic calcium ion concentration; regulation of long-term synaptic potentiation. Gene Ontology annotation, cellular component: dendritic spine; dendrite; cytosol.
AGUAGGCUACAGUCACUGGAGUGCGCGCUUUACCUGCGGAGCGCGGAGACAGAGGUGCGCGCAUCAGAGAGGAGGAGGGCGCAACAGCGCUUAAAUACCGGAGACAUCACACAUCCAGAAUCACAGCAUCACCCUGCAAACAUAAGCAACUGAUACACGGCAAAAAUAUGGCAAACGCUUACCUCCAAGGAGUAGAAAUCUCCGCUUCACAGUUCCUGGAUAUUUUCCAUCAUUAUGACAACGAUGGUAAUGGAUAUAUCGAGGGUAAGGAGUUGCAGAAUUUUAUCAAAGAACUUCAACAAGCACGAAAACAAGCCGGAUUGGAACUAACAGACAAAAUGAAGGCCUUUGUGGAGAAAUAUGAACAAAAUGCUGAUGGGAAAAUAGGUAUCAUUGAGUUGGUACAAAUACUACCCACAGAAGAAAACUUCUUGCUAUUUUUCAGACAACAGCUAAAGUCCUGUGCAGAAUUUAUGGAGGCCUGGAGAAAUUAUGAUGCUGAUCACAGUGGAUACAUUGAAGCUGAUGAACUUAAGAACUUUUUGAAAGAUCUGCUUCAGAAGGCCAAAAAACCAUAUGAUGAGAAGAAAUUAGAAGAAUACACACAGACUACGCUUAAGAUUUUCGAUUCAAAUAAAGAUGGAAAAUUAUGUCUGUCAGAAAUGGCAAGGCUGUUACCAGACCCAGAGAAUUUUCUACUCAAAUUUCAGGGUGUAAAAAUGGCCAGAAAAGAGUUCAACAAGAUUUUUGAGUUAUAUGACCAGGACAGAAACGGUUACAUGGAUGAAAAUGAGCUUGAUGCCCUUCUCAAAGAUCUUUGCGAGAAAAACAACAAGGUGCUAGAAGUCAACAAAAUCCCGAUAUAUAAAAGCGCCAUCAUGGCUCUGUCCGAUGGAGGAAAGCUGUACAGAACAGAAUUAGCGCUGGUGUUGUGUGCAGAGGAGAUGUGAAGCCCACCACAAUCCCCACGCCUCUCAUACCAUCCUAGAACCACACCCACUGUUCAUCUGUGACGUUUAAAGCAGCUAGAUCGUAUGCACAUUUCAGUGACCUUUAACAUUGACUUCACAUAGACCCACAAGCAGUGACUCAUCAUUUUCGAUUUGCUGUUUCUAUACGGUUUCUAAGUGUACAGAUUUUUUUAUGACGACACAGAUACGAAACUUAUGAACCGCACCAUGCGCACCACAGACAUGAAACAUCUUUAACAAAGAGGAAACACAGUAACAAUUGCCAUACGUACUUUUAAUAUCAAAAAUAUAUGCCAAGAGCCAAUAAUGAGUAUUCUUAUUAAUAACUUAUUUAUCUUACAACAUCAUAGCCGAAAGCAAUAAUGUCACACAGAAUGAUGAUUAACAUGGCCUGUUGGUGGGAUUUGUGUUAAACUUGAAAUGGCUAUAUAUACUUUUGUGAUGCAUGUUUAUAGAUGGCAAGUACUGCUCUUGAGGAUUUUACACUUGUCUACAAGGAAAGUAGCUAAAUUUUACUAGAAUUGGGUAAAGGGAAAUUAAGUCCUGGGUGUUAAUUGGCUUCAGUUUCCGAGAUACAGCUUCAGGUCAAAAUUGCCUCCAAAUAUUGUCCGAUUAUGCUCCAUAACGUUACCGCAAAAUGUAAUAAAGCAAGGAGAAUGGUGCCGCAACCAUCAUUUUACAGUUAUCAUGUAAAUUUUCAUGCUUUUUCAUAAAAAAACUGACCGAAUUGUUUCUAAGGAAAAAUAUCAUGUGACUGUUCCUUGGAAAUGUUAGGCAAUGACACUUUCACAAGCCGCCAAAUGUUUCUGUAUGAUGCGUAGAUCUGGCCAAGACAAAUGUUUCCUCACAAUUAAAGACCAAAGUGAAGAUACAUUUAUAAACUUUCAUAUGGUACCUUUUUCAUUGUUUUACUGUACUUUGUCGAGAGGUUACGAGGCAUCAUGAUCAUCAUCUGACACCCCCUCCCUCCCUUGUGGGCAGAUAUACCCGCCGGGGUAAAGAUAAUUGGAAAUCUUUAUCAUGAAGUAUCUUGAAAACUUUAGCCAAACAGCCCCUUUAUCACCUGUUUUGUAAUUUAUCUAAUCAAAAUAUGUUAAUUAACACACUUUAUUUUGAAGGUCAAUAGUUUAACACAAUUUUUAGACCAGUGUUAUGACUGUAGGCACAUGCCGAUUAUAAUGCAUCGCCCCAGUCCUGUCUCUGACCUUAUUUUGCACUGUUAAAUGACAUGUUCUUCUAUGCUGAACACCAUAGACACUGUGUAAGAAAAUAUUAAAAUUACUGAAAGACUG